AUGUAUUAUGAUUAUGAAACACAUGAUGAGCACUUGCAGUCACUACCCCGUUUCAUCGGCGAUGGAGAAGAAUCGAAUAGUUCAGCAGAUAACGAUCAAUGUGAAAUUGUUACUGAUACAGAAGAUAGUGAAAGUUUAAUUGUUAAUUUAAAUAAAUAUUUAAAUAUGGAUUCUACUUGUGAUGACGAAGAGCGCGAACAAAAUGUUCUAGAAAUGUCAAUUGGCGAAGAUGAAUUUGAACAAGACGAUGAUUCUGAUGAUCCAGUGCUGUCUAAUCUCAUUUCUUCAACAACAACACCCACACCCUCAGUCACUAGUGUCGUUCAAUUACAAAAACAAUUAGCAAAAGCUACCGAUGAUCAAGACAACACGAAACGGAAACGGAAACCAUGGUCUAUUAAAGAAAAAUUAUCGACUUUGAAUAGCCUUGAAAAAAAUCUUGGUAAUAAACAGCUUACUGCUCAUCAACAUGGUUGUUCACGAUAUCAAUUAUCACAACGGCUUAAAGGAAAAAUGGAACUUGAAACACUGUUCAAGCUCAAGCAUGAGAAACGAACAUUUAUUGAUCCACAAGCUGCUGUUACAACUGGUACAACAACAGCAGCAACUAUAAGACGUGAAAAAGUAACAUUUCGUCAAUUAGAACGACAAGGUAAAUUAUUAAGUAUGGAAUUAAAACAUGCUUGUCCAAGUACGAAAUGCUUUGGGAGAUUCAUGCGCCGUCAUCGUUUAUCACUUCAAAAACCGAAAAAAAAUCAAAAAUUUUCAUUGUCCGAUGCAUAUCCACUUAUAAACAAUUUCUAUGAUUAUAUUCGUCGAGCAAGUCAAUCGGCACCAAGCCGUGGACCUAUGGGAGUAUCCCUUCCGCGAGAUGUAUGCAACACGGACGAAAGUUCAUUAAGUUUAUUUGGAGAUCAAUCGAGAUUAUCGAUAAAUGAUGUCAAUAAAUCCAAUGAUAUUGAAGGUUGUAUUAGUAAUAAACGGUUCGCUACUGUUAUAAUUAACAAUUUUUAG
Rotaria socialis is the source of this 1014-nucleotide messenger RNA. The record is from the annotation of a GenBank genome assembly. NCBI's taxonomy places the organism in Eukaryota, Metazoa, Rotifera, Eurotatoria, Philodinida, Philodinidae.